Cheilinus undulatus (humphead wrasse) is the source of this 2064-nucleotide messenger RNA. It is a transcript of the gene klf2b, whose product is annotated as Kruppel-like factor 2b. Gene Ontology annotation, biological process: regulation of transcription by RNA polymerase II. The coding region runs from base 263 to 1417 and encodes 384 amino acids. The transcript is spliced from 3 exons. Gene Ontology annotation, molecular function: DNA-binding transcription factor activity, RNA polymerase II-specific; RNA polymerase II cis-regulatory region sequence-specific DNA binding. The record is from RefSeq and is a predicted model, not a curated record. NCBI's taxonomy places the organism in Eukaryota, Metazoa, Chordata, Actinopteri, Labriformes, Labridae.
UCUGACUGCACAAUCCGCUUUAUAAAGAGCUAAAUUUACCGAACUUUACGUUGUUUCCUGAGCUCUCACAAUUGGCCGAGCGCGGAGGGCUCAGACAGUUAUAAGGUUUGAGGGACCUCCUACCACUUACAAACUUGUUCAUGUCUUGUGAGCGCAGCUGUGGAGAGGCACAGACGGUCAGAUAGGCGCACGGACCCGCGCGGCUGACGCUCAACACCACGAGACUUUAACGAGAGAUAACUUAUUCUUAUUUCAUCCAACGAUGGCCUUAUCCGGAGUGAUGCUACCGUCAUUUUCCACAUUCUCAACCCAAAGAGAGAAACCCUGGGAAAAUAGGUGGAAAGGAGACACGGACAAACUGAUCUCCAGCAGCUGCUCCAUGCUUGAAAUGGUACACAACCUGGACAAUUACACCAAAAAGGACGACGAGGAUCUGAGCAAUUAUUUGGAUCUGGAUUUUAUUCUCUCUAACACGACUGGCUCUGAGAGCACGCCGGACUUUGCUGGCACAGUUGACCCCAGCAUGUACACGCCGGGACACUCAGUACCAUCCUUCCCAGCAGAGGAGCACCGCUCCCCGCCGCCCCCAUACGCCAGCCUCAUGACAGAGCUGCUCCGCUCAGAUGGACCAAACAGCUAUGGCAUUACGCGCAACCAAGGCGUUCAGGGGAGAUUUUACGUCAACACGGUGCCUUUUCCCCGCCAGGAAAUCAAAGUUGAGCCCCCCAUGGACGGUUACGGCCCCGUGAUGGGCAUGGUGCCCCAAAGCUGCAGCAAAAUCAAGCAGGAAGGGAACGUUUCGUGCAUGAUGUCCUUCGAGCAGCCCCGGGUUGCUAUCUCUCCGCGGGCAGCGAGCAACAUGACCCCUCCUCUCAGCCCCGACGACCAGGGAGCUUCGGACUGCCAGGCACAGCUGUGCCAGCCCAUGAACUUCUCCCAGAAAUAUCACACACCGACGGCUUUCCCGCACCACCCUCAGGCUCCGCAGAUGCAGAUGCCCUACCACGCUCCACACACUGCCUUUGGCAUGUACGAUGAAGGUCUCAGCCUGCAGCCAGGCGCGCAGAGGGUGAUGCUCACACCGCCCUCUUCUCCCCUUGAGCUGAUGGAGUCAAAACCAAAGAGAGGGCGACGCACCUGGCCGCGCAAGCGCACUGCCACGCACACCUGCACCUUCGCUGGCUGCGGGAAAACUUACACCAAAAGUUCCCACCUAAAGGCACAUCUCAGAACUCACACUGGUGAGAAGCCCUAUCACUGCAGCUGGGAAGGCUGUGGAUGGAAAUUCGCCCGCAGUGAUGAGCUCACUCGUCAUUUCCGGAAACACACAGGUCACAGGCCCUUUCAGUGCCACCUGUGCGAGCGCGCCUUCUCCAGGUCUGACCACCUGGCUCUCCACAUGAAGAGGCACAUGUGAAGGAAGCCCACAUGCAGACUGAGGGUUCAUGGGGGGGUUGUGUUAUUUUUUAUUGUGAUUAACUGAUGUAUUUUUAUUUAAAUUGUUCUCCACCUGACCAAAGUCUUUUUUAUAUAAUAUUGAAUUUAAAGUUUUAGUGUUAUUAUUUUCUAAUAAUGUAGCUGGUACUACUUUGGUUGUAUGAAAGCUUUAGAAAAGCUUUGUUUGCUUUCGAGCAGGCAGACCAAGAAGGGGCUGGCCCUGUACAUACUACUCUUCUUUGACAGAACUGGAAUGCUGUGUUUGACACAAAGUGCCUUUCUAUGACUGUGCUACUGUAAAACUCUUCGUGACAGAACGACAGGGCCACAAAACAGAACAUGUCCUUGUUGACAGGAGUGAGGUGCACAUACAGUUGCCUAACAUGUGCAAAGACAAUGUUUUAUUUAAACUGCCUCAAUGUCUGAAUGGCCUGUGCUUUUCCUGUUUCUCACUCUUUGGAGUUGAUUUUGUCUCCUUGUGUGUGAAACUCUCAGAUCCAGCUCCUCUGUUCACUAUCAGGGCUUGAUGUCCUGUGCAUUAUUUUCACUUAAAUUUAUAUAAAUAUGUACAUGGAUUUUAUACUGUCAAAUGUAUUUAUUGUAAAUAUUAAAAACAAUGAAAUUGAA